AUGCCUCCUGAACAGCAUGAUGAAGCAGCUAGUGAUCCGCCAAGUGGUGAUGACCAUGGAGGCGCAGAAGAAGCGGAGCAAGAAUAUCAAGAAGAACCAGAAGCCGAAGAGGAAGAAGAGGACCUACAGGAGGAUCCAGAAGAGGAAGAAGAACCAGAAGCCGAAGAGGAAGAAAAGGACCCAUACGAGGAUCCAGAAGAAGAAGAACCCGAAGAGGACAAAGAGGACCAACGCGAGGAGCCAGAAGAGGAGCGCAAGGAGGGAGAAGAAAAGGAGGAACAAAAGAGCAAAGCAGACCAGGAAAGCAAAGGUGAGGAAGAGGAUGAGAAGUUGCGCAAUACGGCCAAGGAGGAAGAUAACUCGAAGGAAGAGAAGGAAGCAAAGGAAGAGAAGGGGGUACUAGAGGAAGAGAAGCGGGAAGUAAAGGAAGAGAAGGAAGUAGAGGAAGAGAAGGAGGUACUAGAGGAAGAGAAGCGGGAAGUAAAGGAAGAGAAGGAGGAAGAGAUGAGGGAAGUAAAGGAAGACAAGGCAAAGGUCCCUCCUGAUGAGGCUGAGACACAGCUGAUGGAAUUUUGGAGGCUGGACAGUCGUGAGGACUCGCAGUUGGUGAGACAUACGCCAAAGAACAUGGUCAAGGGUGAGAAGGGGGAAGAGGAAGAUUCCAAGGGACAGUUGAAAAAGGCUACGCAUCUGGAACAGGAAGCAGCUAUGCCAGCGGAGAGUCCGAAAGAAGAGGGCUUGGAUCCUGAGGCUGCAGGUGUUGAGCCCAAGAUCGAUCCUGUAAAGGCCGAGGCAAAGGCGAAGAAAGUAAAGACUGAGGAAGAAUUUGCAGUGGAAAUUCUUAGCGAUGAUGAAGGUGCAAGCAAAAUGAAAGGAAGCUUUCAGGACGACCGGAAGCCUUUGGUGGAGGAGCCUCUACAUCCCCCAGGUCUAGCUGCUAAGGUGGAGGGGCAGGUCGAAGCUAUGCUGAGACGCACCAACUCUGAUUCUGACAUCAUCAAGGCCAGGGAAUAA
Messenger RNA from Durusdinium trenchii, 1014 nucleotides. The record is from the annotation of a GenBank genome assembly. Lineage: Eukaryota; Dinophyceae; Suessiales; Symbiodiniaceae.